AGGUCCUCCCUGGCCACAGGCGUUGCCACAGUACAGUGACCUGUCUAGUUCUGAUCCUUAGCCAAGUUAUUCCUCUCAAACACUGCCCAUCAUCACAGACACGUGCCAAGCUGUGGAUAUUGUUUGCGUGCUUAUCAAUAUUUCGGGCUUGUGUGGCACCCGGAACAAAAUAUAGUGUGGGCUCAUUGAUCUGGCUUCGCGAGAUGUGGACACAGAAUUGGUAAAAGACGGCGCAGCCGCAGCCGCUGGGGUGUUUGUCAGCAUCAGCAUCUCUCCACUGGAUGCAGACAACCGGAAGGAUGCUGUGGCAGGGAGGAAGCGUGGGGAUUUUAUUGUGUUGACGCUGCAUCCGAUUACAAACAGCUCCGUACUCAAAACGGACCUCGUCCAUUUUAUUUUUAUUUUCAUUUAUUUUUUUGGUAAUCUGCAUUAACAGCUGCCAUGUUCCCAUCGUGCCAGUCCCAGCCCGCGGACAGCAGCGCAAAGAAGAGCUCCAUGGCGAAGCUGCUGCUCGGGGUCUUUGUGGUUUAUAUGCUCCACACUGCAUGGCUGCUGUACGGCUUCCUCAACACUAAACCCUGCGAUGGAAGCACAGGAGAGUACUGCAUCACCUCCUACCUGACAGCAAGACCCAGACUACAGCUAAGUGUCUUCACCUGCCUCAUGCCAGACAACAGCCAACUGAACCUUGCUGUAAAAAUAGACCCAUUUGACCCACACUCUACAUUUGAGAGGCAGGUGAAUAUCUCUCUGCCAGAGCAGACUCGGGCUAAUGGCACUCUGUAUGCAGUCGUGUACGUUCACAAAGCCGGUGUUUCACCUCUGGACGACGGCAGAGAAGUUCACUAUGCCGCUCAGCUCACCACCUACAUCACACCCACACACACACACACAGAGGGGCAGAGAGACAUGCAGAAGAGGCCGAGUCCCAGAUCAGAGAAUCCUGUAUCCCAUUGGAGACCUCACCUGUCAAUCACUAUGAUGUCAGAGGACUUCACCUUCAACAAGGCGGGGCUUCCUAGUGAUGUGCGGCGCUACAUGAGAGUCUCUCAGGAUGGCCGACAGAUGAUCUACCUCCCUCUGCUGCUGGUUAACGAGCUCAGCUUCAGAGUCCGAGACCUCCUGGAGAUCAGCAGCAGCACUGUCCAGCUGCCUCUGACUGUGUCCUACGAGGGAAUCUCUUUAAGGGGUUUCAGGUUCUGGGUGCAUCUACAGGACGUUGUUUAUUCCCUGCGACAGUUUGGCUUCACAGAGGAGAACAUAGAUGAGAUAAAAGAGACUUUGGUGGGCUCCAACCUCUACCUGUUAGUGCUGACUGCACUCAUCACAGCUCUGCAACUUAUCUGUGAAUUCUUGGCUCUUAAAAAUGACUUCAGCUCAUGGAGAAAAAAGAAGAGCAUGGCGGGAAUGUCCAGGAAGUCAGUUCUGUGGCGUAGUCUCAGCACUUUGCUGAUUUUCCUCCAUCUGCUUGAAGAAACCAGUCUACUGGUGCUGCUUCCUGUUGGAUUGGGAGCAUGCGUUGAGGUAUGGAAGGUGUUUAAAGUGUUUAAGAUCCCGCUUCAAUGGAAAAGCUCCAAGCUCCAUGUAAAUAAGCUGGAUGAAGAAGAAAGAAAGACAGUGGAGUAUGACACACAGGCGUCCAGAUACUUGUCCUACUUGGUCUAUCCUCUGUGUAUCAGUGGAGCUAUUUUCUCACUGGCCUACUUACGCCAAAAGAGUUACUAUUCCUGGUUGGUCAACAGCCUGGUGACUGGAGUGUAUGCCUUUGGCUUCCUGUCUAUGGCCCCACAACUCUUCAUCAACCAUAAGUUGAAGUCUGUGAGCCACCUGCAGGGGACAGUGUUGAUGUACAGAGGAGUGAACACCCUGAUCUCAGACCUGUGUUGCUUUGCCUCAUUGUUCUCGUCUUCUGGAUCAUUCUCCUCCUCUCAUCAACUUUCAUGCUUCAGAGAUGAGAUCCUCUUCUUCCUCUACCUCUACCAGCGAAGGCGUUACGCCCACAGGGCCAGGAGGCGAGAGUCCGGGUCCCACAGCAAGAAACUAAAGACUCAAUGAGGACAACACAAAUUCCUCUCCUUCCUUUUUUCCAGUGCACAAACACACAAAAAACUCCUUCUUAAAACAUUGAAGAUGUGAAAUGGAGGCCCAGGCAGGACACUGGGCCAAGUGUGCCACAGCAGCUUCAAACUGAUCCAAGAUGAGCUGUCCUGCCUCGGACUCUUCACUACUGUACACUGAUGGUGCAGCUUCCGCUUUUUGCUCGACAUCGGUGAAGCUUCCCCCUUUACUGCUCCAGUGAUUGAACUUAUUCAUCUACAGACACUCUCUGCUGCACGUUAGGCAGAAGAAUAUUGACGGCAUCAUAUGACCAGUCGUAAUGUGCGUUUGCUCGAUUCUGUUCUUUAUGCAUGCAUACGGGGGGUUACAGUACAUUGUAAAGGAUGUAGCCUUCAACCCCAUUACAUAAUCAUGAAUCAAUAACCAUCUGCUGCAACUAUAGACUUGAACUUUAUGACUCAACUUGACUUUCAUAUGGCUGGCUGAAAAGCUUGAACCAUAAUCCUUCCUUUAAAAUUGACUUUUUAACAUAUUGUUUGUACAGAUUUAUACACAUACAGUAUAUUUUGGACUGUGUGCUUGUUCCAGCACUUAACUAAAGCUGGGAUGGCAUAUAAUGCUGUAUUAAGCUUUACGCUUGUAUAAACUGAAAAAUCCCAGACAAGACGGCGUCAUUUUUAUGGUUGCACCAUUACAUUGGAUGAAAAUUAUUCUGCACAAUUACCCAAACUCAGCGCAACAUAUUUGGUUUUUGUGGAAGCUAUUCUUUUGUGAUCCUGAAUAGAAUUUAAAAUAGUGUCCUGUGGUUUGAAUAUUGCAUGGCUUUGCACCACAAGGGUGUAAUGAUAGACGUACAGGUGGGUCCUGCAGGGUUGCAGAUAAGCAACAUGGCAGUAAUGAGAAGAUCAGACCGGCCACAUUAAGCACUCUUCACUCUUCAUCCAGUUUAGGAAAAUAAAUGAAGGACUUGUGUUGAAAGUGCUUUGGCCCUAGUCUGAUAAGGUUGUAUUGCAGGUAACACAUCAGACAUGCUACCUGUUGUGUAUAUUUAAUGUUAGUCUUGUAUAUCUAAAAUAUCAUUAGAUAAAGUAUUUCUUUGUAUUUUGUCUUCCUUAAUGUUCAUGUAUUACAUAGAUAUGUUAGUUUCACUGUCAGUGUACUGUACAACUAUUUUAUAAAGAUUGACUUUUCAAUAUUAACAUAUAAGAAGAGACUACACUAUUGUGAGCAAGUUGACCACUUACUGCAAAUAUCCUCAUGGCAUGUGUCUCUAAAAUCCCUGCAAUGCAUUUUGACUCACAACAUACUGUAUAGCUGCUUAAUUUAAGUAUCAGUGUGUUUCCGUUCACCCAGCACGCAAACGCAUCACAUAGUAGGAGAAACAUUUGUCUACAGUAGGCAUAAACACAGCACCGUCAAUUAACUAUUUUUUUAACUCUUAACUCAUUUUUGCUUCUUUGCUGACUGAACUGCUUGAGCUGGAGAAUGAUUUUCAAACUUCAAAUUAUUUUAUUUGUAUUUGUUUUGGUGUCAUUACAUAAGGAGGAAAUAAGGAAAUAUUCAGAUGUCAGGAAAUAAGGACAGAAUCCUAAAGAAAGUGUGUUAGGUGUGUGCUGGGUGUGUAUUGGUGCAUUCCUUUGUUAACACUGGACAGCUGUACUAUGACAGAUAAGAGGAUGACGUGAGUGCUAC
This is a messenger RNA of Perca flavescens (yellow perch), 3750 nucleotides long. Its product is annotated as cleft lip and palate transmembrane protein 1-like protein. The record is from RefSeq and is a predicted model, not a curated record. The transcript has 17 exons. Gene Ontology annotation, cellular component: endomembrane system; membrane. Bases 442 to 2055 code for a protein of 537 amino acids. NCBI's taxonomy places the organism in Eukaryota, Metazoa, Chordata, Actinopteri, Perciformes, Percidae.